Molecule: messenger RNA, 1418 nt
Organism: Acipenser ruthenus (sterlet)
Lineage: Eukaryota; Metazoa; Chordata; Actinopteri; Acipenseriformes; Acipenseridae
Exons: 11
Coding region: 350-1063 (237 amino acids)
Source: RefSeq, a predicted model, not a curated record
UAUGUUGCUAAUAAAUACAUUAAAAAACAGGUAUGAUCUCAUUCAAAAUUGAUUUUCAUAAUCCUUUGGUCAUGCGUAUUACAACAUUACAGAUGUAAUUAUUUUUGUACAUUGUGGUUUAAAUCUUUGAAAAUCUGAGAGGACAUGUCAGUGGGAAUGAUGUGACCUAUCUGAUGAAUCACCUUGCAGUCCACGGCAAUGAUUGGCUAGUUACUAACAAAGAAUUGCUUAAAAAGGUGAGUAUUAGAGUCAGUUUUCAAGACAGCGAGUGAAAGGGUAUUUGUUUCGAACAGACCAUCAAUCCAUAAAACAACUGGUACUUGCAAUUUGCAAGAACUCAAUUUGAAAAAUGAAGUUUAUGGUUUUUCUAGUUUGUUUCUGCAGUGCAAAUAUUGUCUGCCAAGUUUAUGGGCGGGAUAUAUCUGCAAGCAAAGAGAAAUUAGGACUAAACAGAGGCAUGGCAAAUGGAUUAAACGGAGGCAUGGCAAAUGGGCUGCCUCAGAUGCCACAGGUAGUAUCCGGUGUACCAUUAUUAGUUUUCCAACAGCCUGGUGUUCCUAAUGGUCAACAAGGUCAAACAGGUCUACCCCUCACACCUCAACUGAAUCCUAAUCAGUUGCCUCAGCAGGCACUUGAUAUGCCACAGCUUCAGGGGCAGCUACUUCAGCUACCUAAUGGGAUGCUGACUCAGUUAGGCUUUCCUCAACAACCUGGAGUGGGUCUGCAAUACUAUGUUGUAUUACCUCAAUCAAAUCCAGCAGGAGUGCAGCAACCAAUGAACCCGGUCCAACAGCAGGUGCAGUUACAGGGUCUGCCAGUCAAUGUUGGAAACUGUAUCCAACAACAAGCAAUCGCUCAGGCAGCUGCAGUAGCACAGGCACAGGCACAGGCAGCAGUGAAACGAGUCAAGCACUCAGCAUCUGGAAUGGCUCAUCCAGUUAGAGAGCCAGUUCCUGGAACUGGAAUGCCAGCUGUCACUGGGGAAGAAACACAGGUCUCCUCAGGUUCAAUAGCUACUGGGCCUGCUUUAACUGGUGAAGCAUUAAACCCAUUUUCAGUCUAGGCCCAGUUCACACUGUGUGUAUUGGGAAGCCUGCUUAAACCAAGGUGAAAAUAUGACAGGCCAUCUUAAACAUACUGACAUUUUGGGGCUUGGAUGUUUUAUGAAACAAAAUAUUAUUAUCUGCUAUUCUAAUUGCAUGUUGCCAGACGAGUAAUUAAACCAAAAUGUAGACUGUGUAGAAGAUAUGAAGUGAUUGUACAAGAAUGCAGUUCACAUUUUAUGGUUUCUACACAGAAUUACAAUAUAUGUGAAAUAUGCUUUCAUUUGUGUAACCAUCUAAUUAUCCAUGUAUUACAUAUUGUACCUUUUUUUCUUUCAUGUUUCUAAUUGCUUACAUUAUAAUAAACAUGCUUUU